AUGUCUGUCAACUAUGUGGGCAAUGAUUAUGAUUAUCCGAUAAACAAAAAUUAUACCUCGAGUUUGAUGUUUCCGUGGCUCAGAUGGACAUACGGUACGUUUGAGAUGAGAGCAGCCCUUCCAAUGGGACAGUCGAUUAAAAUCGGUACUUAUUUGGGUCCGGUUAGUGCCAGAGAGUGGGCUCUUAGUGGACAAAUUACAUUUAUGGAUUACAAUCAAAAGGAUCAAAUGAUUGUAUCUCAAGUUACUUAUGGAAAGCCUGUUAUUAAUAGUAUAAUACAUGUGAAUAUGUCGGAGUCAAAAGUCGACAGAUUUAAUGUCUAUAAACUUGUUUGGACUGAAACUGAACUCAAUUUCUUUGUCAAUGACAACCAAACCUUAAUGUUUCCAUUAAACCAGACAUUACAACAAAACAAUAACUACAAAAAACUUGGCGAACCGUUUGACAAACCUUUUUAUUUUGGUCUUUCAGUUCAAAUCAACGAAGGGGCCGGUGCUUACCAUAAGGAUAUAUAUAAACAGUGGAACUGUUCGGCACUUAUUGUAGAUUAUAUGAGAUGUUAUUCCUGA
Oppia nitens is the source of this 570-nucleotide messenger RNA. RefSeq names its product glucan endo-1,3-beta-glucosidase-like. Gene Ontology annotation, biological process: carbohydrate metabolic process. Gene Ontology annotation, molecular function: hydrolase activity, hydrolyzing O-glycosyl compounds. Bases 1 to 570 code for a protein of 189 amino acids. The record is from RefSeq and is a predicted model, not a curated record. NCBI's taxonomy places the organism in Eukaryota, Metazoa, Arthropoda, Arachnida, Sarcoptiformes, Oppiidae. The transcript has 2 exons.